AUGUCCGUCGACAGCGAUCUUGUCCGUGCCCUGCGGGACGAAGCCUUUCGCUGCGGGGAUAUCUUCGAAUGGCUGGGAACCUCCGGCUGGUCGAGGCGUAAGGAGGGCGCGUUGAAUGCGAUCCCAACGCUGGCCUCUACUUCCAGCAGACUUUUGCGUCUCGCGAGCACUACAAACCAGCUUCUAAACGCGUUGCAAUCAUAUAUCUUUAGCUUACCAGAUGACGUUCUCGUACUCAUCUUUCGCAACACCGCCUGGAUUGAUCCUCCUGAAAAUGGGUGUCGUGGGGUAACAGCCGCAUUGGGAUGGAUGGCUUUGCCACGCGUCUGCGUGCGAUGGAGGGACCUCGUGGAAGGGGAUCAGGUUAUCUGGGCUCAGGCAUACUCGCAAGUCCCAAGCCAGCGAGAACUCUUUCUGCGCAGGGCAGGAGAUGCCUUGACUACUUUCGAGAUAUCGCCGCAGGUCCCUCGACUGCACAGCGCUAUCAUAUUUGCAAGCCCAGCACUGCACCGAUUUCUUCUUGACUCUGACUUGUCUAACUGUCGAGCCAUCGUUCUUCAGGACUGCAGGGAUUUGGUCACAUACCUUUAUCACGUCUUCAACAUGAUCGGUGAUGGUCGCGUGCCUGUCCUGGCGGAGCUGCGCGUAGGCGCUGGACACUCUACAGAGCAUAGGCUAGUACGGUUCUGCAGAAAGUCGACGGGACGUCAGAGGAUCAUAGUCAAUCUACCGAAACUCAAGAGCUUGGUCCUUGACAACAUAUUCUUCGCAAUUGUCGCAGAGGGCCUAGAAACUCUGCGGCUUAGGCGUGUACACUGCUCAGCCAUCAGCGCAGUACCAAGACUGCGAACAGUGGUCCGUUCGCUCAUACGCCCUCACGCCCAUACGCUGCGCCAUCUCGAACUUUCACGAGCAUUCAAGUUGGAUAACGUCGCAGAAACACCGGACUCUGUGGCCUUGCCCAUGUUGCGCACUCUCCGCAUACAUGGGAGUCUUCUCUGCGUGCUUGCGGUGCUGAGCGUCCUCCAAGUUCCACGUGGCGUGCAAAGAGAUCUUACAGUAGAUCUGGGUGCUCUUCACGCGGCCCCCUCGACUGUGCAAGAUGCUUGGGGAGCACUGGCGGGCUCGUUCGACAGCAGCGCAUCAAACGCGGUGUAUAUCUGCUAUCGCGAGUCUGGACAAAGGUUGAAAGAUGAACGAAAUGUGCACGUACUCGGGGAAGCCCUCGAUAUCGAACUCUAUACUGAGAACGCUGCAUUCAAGUCCAGAGUUCGGGGUGUUACACAUCCCGCGGUGUCGAGCUUGAUCCUUCGCCUCCGGUGGGCUUUGAACGGCGAGUUCACAUGGUGGUCCCUGCUCGGGCUGGUGGCACAGGCGAUCGCUCGCGAUGCUACUGUCACUGCGGUAUUCCUUGACAUGCCGAAGCACUACUGGUAUCCGCAGCAGGCAAUGCCCUGGGUAAAAGCGGCCGAAAAGGUUGUAGAUGCAUUUCCGGAUCUCACCAAUAUCGGUCCGCGAGGGAAAGUCCUGGCUGCCAUAGAGGAGCACCUGUGGAAAGAACAUCGGAUUUACAUACGCAUUGCUUGUCUGGACUCUAUAUAA
Messenger RNA from Peniophora sp. CBMAI 1063, 1602 nucleotides. NCBI's taxonomy places the organism in Eukaryota, Fungi, Basidiomycota, Agaricomycetes, Russulales, Peniophoraceae. The record is from the annotation of a GenBank genome assembly.